AUAUAAUUUAUAUUCUACGGUUUGAAAGCUUGGCCGGAGGGGCAUCCAAUUCCGGCCAAUCCUCAAUCGUCGACGGGACUGGUCCCCGAAAGUGCAUCCCCUUAUCAUGUAGCUCAGAACACUAGAUUACUACCAGCAAGCAGAAAAUCCUAUGCCUGCUAACUAAGCCACAGUACCACACUGUCUGAACCCAGGAAAAGCCCUAGCAACUCCCGCCGGGUUCAAGCCAUGGCGGACCAGCGUGAAAUUCGAACAAUAACCCUAGGGGGCAAAGGCUGUUUGCUAUCUUCUGCCUCCGUCGUCGCAGUGGCCAACGGCCUCGCUCAGGUGCGAAUUGAUUCAUCGGCCGUCGAUAGGCUCGCCGCAUCGUCCAAUAACCGUCCACCAUCCGUCAAGUCUCACAUCUCCAUCCCCAAACUCCUGACCCGUGAAGAAGCCAGAGCUUCUCUUGUAGUCCUACUGAACAAGCUCCUGCUCUCCGGUUCAUCAAUUCGUCCAGUUCUUCCUGUUCUCAUUUCUGAAACCCUGAAUUCGGACUCGCAAGCACUGUGUUUCGAAGAACUUAACGUAACUGAGGAAGAGAAUGUUGUGUUGGAGAAAUCGUCGGCUGUAUUGGAUGGCAUUUCUGCAAUGUUGGACCACGAAUCAUCGGCUUUGUCAACGAUCGCCGAUGCAGUUUCUGCCUUGUCCUGUGAGGCAUUGAGAGCUGAUGUGACGGCAUUUAACUCGAUUGAUUCCGGAGACGGAAAUGUCGCGAAGGAUGAAAAUGGGGUUGCUAGUGACAUGAAGGUGUUGCUUAAUGGGUCAAAAUUGGUGGGUAAAGUUGAGUGCGGGGCUGUAUCAGAAAUACCGAAAAUUCAUGGGAGUUUGAGGGAAGCAGUGAGAUUGGUGCAUUCUAGGACACGGGUUGAGUUGAAUUCAGGUGUAAAAUGCGGGAAAGGUGCUUUUGGAACUGGUGGGAUCGGGAAAGCGUGGGCGACGGUGUUGUCACCUAUGGCAGCGGUGCUUCGGUACCUGGGGGAAAGCUGCUUGAGCCGUGCGAAGCUGAACGUUAAUUCGAUUAAUAAUGAUGCUUUACGGUCAGGUUUGGUGGAAAUGGUGGAUCAAAGGUGCCCUGGUUUUGAUAAUUUGAAAGAUGCAUUUAGGAUUGUUUUGGAUGCUGUUUUUGAAGAGGAUUAUGUUAAAUUCAUGCACGAGAUCAAUGCGUUGGUGGGAAUGAUUAGGGGUAUUGUUGCUUGGGAGGCUGUAACAGCUUUUGUUUCACUAGAGGCCAGCGAGUUAAUUGAUAGAAGCCAGGGUGGAGGGGCUUUAAGAGUUGAGAAUGGGGGAGCUGUGAAUGUGGAUAAGAAGAGUGAGAAGAGAAAGAAGGUUUUGGGUAAAGGGUCAAAUGUUAUAGUGCAGCUUAUUAAGGACAGGCUGCAGAGUGCAGGACAGGAUGCAGGUGAUGCUUUAGGACUUCUAGAAAAAUGGGUAAGGGAUAUAUUUUCAUUAUUGAACCCAAAGGAACAAGAGUUGGACGGUUUGUUGAAGAAAAUUAAAGAGAUUGUGGAAAGCAAUGAAAGUAGAAGGCUUCCGAAGCUUCCUAAGGGUACUCGUGAUUUCGCAAAAGAACAGAUGGCUAUAAGAGAGAAGGCGUUUUCAAUUAUAGUGGAUGUAUUCAAGAGGCAUGGUGCCACAGCAUUGGAUACUCCUGCAUUUGAAUUGAGGGAGACUCUUAUGGGCAAGUAUGGGGAAGAAUCUAAGUUAAUAUAUGAUCUUGCUGACCAGGGUGGAGAGCUGUGUUCUUUGCGGUAUGAUUUAACUGUUCCAUUUGCUAGAUAUGUCGCAAUGAAUGGUAUCACCUCAUUCAAAAGGUACCAAAUAGCAAAGGUUUAUCGGAGAGAUAACCCAUCUAAAGGAAGAUACAGGGAAUUCUAUCAGUGCGACUUUGAUAUUGCUGGUCAAUUUGAAAGAAUGGGGCCAGAUUUUGAGGUCAUAAAAAUUUUAACAGAAUUGCUUGAUGAACUAGACAUUGGAGAUUAUGAGGUAAAGCUGAAUCAUCGGCAGUUGCUGGAUGGAAUGUUGGACAUAUGUGGGGUGCCGUCUGAAAAAUUCAGGACAAUUUGUUCAAGUAUUGACAAGUUAGAUAAGUUAUCGUUUGCGCAGAUAAAAAAAGAAAUGGUGGAAGAGAAGGGCUUAAGUGUUGAGACAGCUGAUAAAAUUGGUACUUUUGUGAAGGAAAGAGGAUCUCCUUUAGAACUAUUAUCUAAGCUUAAACAGGAGGGCAGCAAAUUUUUAACACAUAAUGUGUCUGUUCUUGCUUUGAAUGAAUUGGAGAUACUAUUCAAAGCUUUGGAAAAGUCAAAGUGUAUAGGCAAAGUGGUUUUUGACUUGAGCCUUGCCCGAGGUCUUGAUUAUUAUACUGGAGUCAUUUGUGAAGCUGUUUUUAAAGGGGUUACACAGGUUGGUUCAAUUGCGGCUGGUGGGCGCUAUGACAACCUUAUCGGAAUGUUUGGUACGAAGCAAGUUCCUGCAGUUGGUGUUAGUCUAGGAAUUGAGAGAGUAUUUACUAUAAUGGAGCAGCUUCAGAAAGACCAGAAACAGGCAACUCGAGCCACGGAAACCCAAGUCCUGGUAGCUAUUUUGGGAGAUGACCUGUCCCAAGCGGCAGAGCUGGUAAGCGAGCUGUGGAAUGCCAAACUGAAAGCAGAAUACAUGGUAAAUAAAAGAGUGAUGAAACACAUCGACCGUGCUAAAGAGUCGAGGAUCCCUUGGAUGAUAAUUGUGGGAGAGCGGGAAAUAAAUGAAGGGAUUGUAAAACUGAAGGACAUCGAGGCCAAUAAGGAGGAGGUAGUCCCCAGAAGCAAGGUUGUUGAAGAGCUCCAAAGACGGUUGGUAGGUGUGUAGUAGAAUUUACCCAAAAACCAAAAACCUGAUGAAAACCAAACCUCUUUCAUUUUUCUUCAAUUGUUCGGGUACGACUCUCGGUUUUGUUUUGUUUUUUUUUUUCAAUCUAUGAAAAAUUAGUUUGCGGUUUCAAGUCAAUCUUGGAGGAGAGCUGAACCGAAAACACACAAAAAAAAAAAAAAAAAAAAAAAAGAAGAAUUGACAAGUACUUGAUUAUAGAAUUUAUUUAUUUUGUUCUUAUUUGCAGGUUUUUGUCAAUUAUUUUACAUGUAUAUUUUUGAAGAAUAUGAAUCAAUUUGUUUUAAAAUAAUUCCUGGUAUAAUUUGAAUUAAUUUAGCUCUGAUGAUCAAA
Messenger RNA from Malania oleifera, 3237 nucleotides. Its product is annotated as histidine--tRNA ligase, cytoplasmic. Bases 229 to 2886 code for a protein of 885 amino acids. Gene Ontology annotation, biological process: histidyl-tRNA aminoacylation; mitochondrial translation. Lineage: Eukaryota; Viridiplantae; Streptophyta; Magnoliopsida; Santalales; Ximeniaceae. The transcript has 7 exons. The record is from RefSeq and is a predicted model, not a curated record. Gene Ontology annotation, molecular function: histidine-tRNA ligase activity; ATP binding. Gene Ontology annotation, cellular component: mitochondrion.